AUGGGUCAAGCGAAGAGUCAGUUUACGGAUGAAGAACUUCAGGAUUAUGAAGAUUUGACGUUUUUUACGAAAAAGGAAAUUUUACUUGCUCAUAAAAAGUUUAAAGCAUUGGCACCGGAAAAAGUUGGACACAAUAAAAAUGCUAAACUGUCAAUGGCAAAAGUAUUGACUUAUCCAGAACUGAAGGUGAAUCCAUUUGGUGAUCAAAUUUGUAAAGUGUUCAGCUCCAGCAAUGACGGAGACUGUACAUUCGAAGAUUUCCUUGACAUGAUGUCCGUUUUUAGCGAUGCUGCGCCAAGAAGUGUUAAGGCUGAACACGCGUUCAGGAUCUUUGACUUUGAUGGAGAUGAUAUGUUGGGAGUUAGUGACCUGAAGCAGGUCAUUGAAAGAUUAAUUGGGCCUCAAAACACACUGUCGGAAAACGAUAUGAAACAGUUGAUUCAAAAUAUAUUGGCCGAAGCGGACUUGGAUGACGAUCAUGCACUCUCCUUUCCCGAAUUCGAACACAUCAUCGAUAAGUCUUCCGAUUUUAUAAACUCAUUUCGAAUGCGUUUAUAAACAUAUUCUGGCCUAAUUAUUUAUCUGUUACCUUUUUUCCCAUUUCCGACGACUUAAAUUCAGUAUUAGACUUGAGCAAAUUAUGCACAACAUAAUUCUAAGACUUUGGCAGACUUGAUCCCUUUGUUUUAUUACGUGAAUAGCGUUUUGUGAUUUUACAUUAUUAUUACUUUAUACCAUAAGCUUGACACAUUGCAUACAUUUUACCAAUAUUGAUACCAAAUACGAAUAAAAUAAAAUCGAAACCAAUUUCGACUUAAUGCA
Molecule: messenger RNA, 822 nt
Organism: Contarinia nasturtii (swede midge)
Lineage: Eukaryota; Metazoa; Arthropoda; Insecta; Diptera; Cecidomyiidae
Product: calcium and integrin-binding protein 1-like
Exons: 7
Coding region: 1-558 (185 amino acids)
Molecular function (GO): calcium ion binding
Source: RefSeq, a predicted model, not a curated record